AUGGAAACUCUUGCUUGUAAUUUUCAUCCAUUGAUCUUCAAUUUAUCAAAUUCUAAAACUUUCUCUUUUCUUAAAUUUCCCCUUUCACCAGAUCGCUUCAUCUCAUCGGCAACAACCUCGAGCUUGAGGAUGGCUGACCCUGCGCAGAGUCCAGUGAUUGAGCAGCAGAGAGUAGUGAUUCCUAACAAGCAUGGUGAAAAGCUUGUGGGAUUAUUGCAUGAAACUGGGUCUAAAGAAAUAGUAGUCUUAUGCCAUGGUUUCAGAUCCACCAAGGCUGAUCGUACUAUGAUGAACCUUGCUGUUGCUUUAGAGAAAGAAGGAAUCAGUGCCUUUCGUUUUGACUUUGCUGGAAAUGGAGAAAGCGAAGGUUCAUUUGAGUUUGGUAACUACUUGCGAGAAGCUGAUGAUUUACAUGCUGUCACCCAGCACUUUUGCCGGGAAAACCGCAUUGUAAGUGCAAUUCUUGGGCAUAGCAAAGGAGGUAAUGUGGUGCUUCUCUAUGCUUCUAAGUAUCAUGAUAUCCAUACAGUUGUCAAUGUUUCUGGCCGCUAUGAUUUGAAGAAAGGCAUCGAAGAACGUUUUGGAAAAGAUGCCAUGGACAGAAUUAAGAAGGAUGGAUUCGUUGAUAUCAAGAAUAAGACAGGAAGUGUUGAAUUUCGUGUGACUGAGAAAAGUCUGAUGGAGCGCUUAAGUAUAGACAUGCAUGAAGCAUGUCUUAAGAUCCCUAGAGAAUGCAGGGUUUUGAUAGUCCACGGAUCUGAUGAAGAUAUAAUCCCUGUUGAAGAUGCAUUGGAGUUUGCCAAGAUUAUACCUAACCAGAAAUUGCACAUUGUAGAAGGAGCUGAUCAUAACUACACUUCACAUCAAACUGAAUUAGCUUCUGUGGUGUUGAGUUAUAUAAAGAUAGCUUUACAGCAGGAGUAGGAUACACCUAAUUACUAGCUGCUUUUCGUGCCAAUAAACAGAUAAACCUUUUCAUCUGAAAUAAAAUUUCAAGUUAAUUUUAACCUUGCUCCUGGUAAGAUUGUGAUAGAGGGGGCUGAUGGAAUGUUCCCAGUGUAAGACAGAGAAAUAGCAUAUGUUGGUCAUCGCUCUUUUGUGUGUUUGGAGACAAGUCUAUGUAUAUAAGUUUUCAUUUCAGGUUCUGUUACCAAGUUGGCUAAUUUAAUCUUUGGUCAGGAUUCACUAUUAGAAAGUUUUAUGA
Molecule: messenger RNA, 1204 nt
Organism: Theobroma umbraticum
Lineage: Eukaryota; Viridiplantae; Streptophyta; Magnoliopsida; Malvales; Malvaceae
Cellular component (GO): cytosol
Source: RefSeq, a predicted model, not a curated record